AUGGUUGCCGAACUCAUUGACGGAAACGCCAUUGCCAAGUCCAUCCGUACUGGACUUAAUGAAGAAAUCAAGGCCAUCCAGGCUGAAAAGCCUUACUUUAAGCCUUCCCUCGUCAUCUUCCAAGUUGGAGAUAGACCAGAUUCAUCCACAUAUGUGCGCAUGAAGCUGAAGGCUGCUGCCGAGGCAAACAUUUCUUGUCAACUCAAGAACCUCCCAGAGUCAGUCACCCAGGCAGAGCUCCUCGACGAAAUCACCACUCUUAAUAAUGACCCUUCAGUCCACGGUAUCCUCGUCCAACUCCCUCUCCCCAGCCAUAUCCAAGAAGUUGUAAUCACUGACGCUGUUGCCGCUGAAAAGGAUGUUGAUGGGUUUGGCACACUCAACAUUGGUGAGCUGGCAAAGCGUGGUGGUUCCCCGCUCUUUGUCCCCUGCACUCCUAAGGGCAUUCUCGUUCUGCUCAAGCAAUCCAAUGUCGAUCUUGCCGGCAAGAAGGCCGUGGUCCUGGGCAGAUCUGACAUUGUGGGCUCCCCUGUUUCUUACCUCCUUAAAAACGCCGAUGCAACCGUCACGGUUCUCCAUUCCAAGUCUGCAAACAUUGAAGAAGAAGUUAAGGCUGCUGACGUUGUUGUCGCUGCAAUUGGCAAGCCUGGCUUUGUCAAGGGCGAUUGGAUUAAGCCUGGUGCCGUUGUCAUUGAUGUUGGCACCAAUUACAUUGACGAUGCUACUCGCAAGAGCGGUAAACGUCUUGUAGGUGAUGUUGAGUUUGAGACUGCCUCCCAAGUCGCUUCUAAAAUCACUCCUGUUCCUGGUGGUGUUGGCCCCAUGACUGUGGCCAUGCUUCUUUCCAAUGUCGUUGACUCGGCCAAGCGCUUUUACGCCCAGGAAGAGUCCCGCAAAAUUGUUCCUCUUCCUCUCAAUAUCCAAACCCCUGUUCCUUCUGAUUUUGCCAUUUCCCGCGCCCAAAAGCCUAAGAAUAUCACCCAGGUUGCUUCUGAGGUUGGCAUUCUCCCCAGCGAGCUCGAGCAAUAUGGUGCUCAUAAGGCCAAGGUUCAACUUAGUCUUCUCGACCGUCUCCAGGAUCGCAAGAAUGGUAAAUACGUUCUUGUCACAGGUAUUACUCCCACCCCUCUGGGUGAGGGUAAGUCCACUACCACUGUCGGUCUCGUCCAGGCCCUCGGUGCUCACCUUGGCAAGGUUGCCUUUGCCAAUGUCCGCCAGCCUUCCAUGGGCCCCACCUUUGGUGUUAAGGGUGGUGCUGCCGGUGGUGGUUACUCCCAGGUUAUCCCCAUGGAUGAGUUCAACUUGCACUUGACUGGUGAUAUCCAUGCCAUUUCUGCCGCAACAAACUUGCUUGCUGCUGCAAUUGACACCCGUAUGUUCCACGAGGCUACCCAGAAGGAUGGUCCUCUUUACAAGCGCUUGGUGCCUGCCAAGAAGGGUGUUCGCACUUUUUCCAACGUUAUGUUCCGCCGCUUAAAGAAGCUGGGCAUUGACAAGACCAACCCUGAUGACCUUACUCCUGAGGAAAUCACCAAGUUUGCUCGUCUCGACAUUGACGCUGAUACUAUCACCUGGAAGCGUGUUGUGGACUGCAAUGACCGUUUCCUCCGUGGCAUUACUAUUGGUCAGGCUCCCACCGAAAAGGGUUUCACCCGUGAGACUGGUUUCGAUAUCACUGUUGCCAGUGAGUGCAUGGCCAUUUUGGCCCUUUCCAACGACCUCAAGGAUAUGCGUGAGCGUCUUGGCAACAUGGUUGUUGCUUCUUCUAAGGCUGGUGAACCUGUUACCGCUGACGAUAUUGGCUGCGGUGGUGCUCUUACUGCUCUCAUGAAGGAUGCUAUCAAGCCUAACCUUAUGCAAACCCUUGAGGGUACCCCAGUUUUUGUCCACGCCGGUCCCUUUGCCAACAUUUCUAUUGGUGCCAACUCUGUUCUUGCCGACAAGAUGGCUCUCAAGCUUGCUGGUACUCGUGAGGGUGAGUCUGAGGACAAGUCUGGCUUUGUUGUGACUGAGGCCGGUUUCGAUUUCACCAUGGGUGGUGAACGUUUCUUUAACAUUAAGUGCCGUUCUUCUGGCCUUGUUCCUGACGUUGUUGUCAUUGUGGCCACUGUUCGUGCUCUUAAGGUCCACGGUGGCGGUCCCGAUGUUAAGCCUGGUGUUCCUCUUGCUGAGGAAUACACCAAGGAGAAUGUGGAACUUUUGCGCGCCGGCUGCGCCAACCUGGGCAAGCACAUUUCUAAUGCUAAGACUUAUGGUCUUCCCGUUGUUGUUGCCAUUAACAAGUUUGAGACUGAUACUGCUGCGGAGCACGCAGUUAUCCGUGAGGAGGCCAUCAAGUAUGGUGCUGAGGAUGCCAUUGUUGCCAACCACUGGGCUGAGGGCGGUGCUGGAGCCGUUGCUCUUGCCGAGGGUGUUGUCAAGGCAUCACAAAAGACUGACAAGAACUUCCAGUUCCUUUACGAGACUGAGGGUCAAUCUGUUGAGCAAAAGAUUACAACUAUUUGCCAGAAGAUGUACGGUGCUGCUGGAAUUGAGUUUUCCGAUCUUGCCAAGUCCAAGGUCGAGACUUAUACUCGCCAGGGUUUUGGCAACCUCCCCAUUUGCAUUGCAAAGACCCAGUAUUCGCUCUCGCACGACCCUGCUCUUAAGGGUGUCCCCACUGGUUUCACUGUUCCCAUUCGCGAUGUCCGCGCUUCUGUGGGUGCCGGUUACCUCUAUGCUCUUGCAGCUGAGAUUAUGACUAUUCCUGGUCUCCCCACUCACUGCGGCUUCAUGGACGUUGAGGUCAAUGAUGAGGGCGAGAUUGAGGGUUUGUUUUAA
Molecule: messenger RNA, 2820 nt
Organism: Magnusiomyces paraingens
Lineage: Eukaryota; Fungi; Ascomycota; Dipodascomycetes; Dipodascales; Dipodascaceae
Exons: 2
Coding region: 1-2820 (939 amino acids)
Biological process (GO): tetrahydrofolate interconversion
Cellular component (GO): cytosol
Molecular function (GO): methylenetetrahydrofolate dehydrogenase (NADP+) activity; ATP binding; formate-tetrahydrofolate ligase activity
Source: RefSeq, a predicted model, not a curated record